This is a messenger RNA of Carassius auratus (goldfish), 2463 nucleotides long. Its product is annotated as sialidase-1-like. Gene Ontology annotation, biological process: ganglioside catabolic process; oligosaccharide catabolic process. The transcript has 6 exons. Gene Ontology annotation, cellular component: membrane; intracellular membrane-bounded organelle; cytoplasm. The coding region runs from base 157 to 1302 and encodes 381 amino acids. The record is from RefSeq and is a predicted model, not a curated record. Lineage: Eukaryota; Metazoa; Chordata; Actinopteri; Cypriniformes; Cyprinidae. Gene Ontology annotation, molecular function: exo-alpha-sialidase activity.
GACGUCACGCCACGGUCAUGUGACUCUCUGGUUAAAGAUGUGAGUCGUGUGUUGUUGCCAUGUAGAUCCUUCAGGAUUCACGAGUCUUAUUAAAGGAAAUACCAUAAUCAAGACAUUCUUCAUAUCUGCACUGUCGUCGCUGUCUUUAUUGUUUCGAUGGAUUUUGUUCAACAGUUCGGAAUUGUGCUUAUAAUCGCGGUAUUUUCGCGUGGAAACGAGCUUCAGAUCGAACCGCUGAUAUACGAGGAGCAGCUGCUGUGGGUCGGCGGUGGAGCCGGUCAGGUCAACACUUACAGGAUCCCUCUGCUGACCUUCACGACGCGUGGAAGUCUGCUGGCCUUCUCUGAGGCCAGGAAAUUCUCCUACGAUGACAUCGGUGCCAAGUUCAUCGCACUGAGACGCUCCACAGACAAAGGAGUCACCUGGUCUCCCACCUCCUUCAUAGUGGACGAUGGAUCUCUAGCAGAUGGGUUGACUCUAGGUUCGGUGGUUGUGGAUGAAGAGACUGGUGCUGUGAUACUCAUCUAUUCUCUGUGUUUCCACCGUUAUCACUGCGACCCCUCCAGCACCAUGAUGGUGCAGAGUCUGGAUGAUGGGUUCACCUGGAGCGCCCCACGAAACCUCUCCGUUGAGCUGGGGGUGAAGAGCUUUGCUCCAGGGCCUGGCUUCGGCAUACAGAAACGGUAUGCUCCCAAUGUGGGUCGUCUGGUGGUGUGUGGUCACGGAUCCAUUGCUGGCGAUGGGGUCUUCUGCAUACUCAGUGAUGAUCAUGGUGCAUCCUGGAGAUAUGGAGCUGCUCUGAAGAGCAUCCCUUACAACCAGCCUAAACAAGACCUGGACUUCAACCCAGAUGAGUGUCAGCCAGUGGAACUGGAGGACGGAAGUAUAGUCAUCCAUGUGCGCAACCAGAACAAGUACCACUGCCGCUGUCGAAUAAUAGUGCGGAGUCUGGACGGAGGCGAGACUCUUCCUGUGGAGGAGCUGGUGUUUGACAAAAGCCUGAUCGACCCGGCCGUCGCAGCCGGAGCCCUGCAGAAACAAGGAGUGAUGUACUUCACCAACCCCUCCAGCACUCAGCACAGGGUCAAUCUAACUCUUCGCUGGUCCUUCUCUGAUGGGAAGUCAUGGGAAAAGGAGGCCAUCCAGAUCUGGGCGGGGCCAAGCGGUUAUUCAUGUAUAACAUCACUCAAGGGAGAUUCUCCUGAGGACAGCAAAUUCAUAUUCGUCAUUUACGAGAAGGGCCAUAAAGAUUACUGUGAGACCAUCUCUUUUGCCAAAAUCCAUUUAUAUGGAGGGAAAUAACCUACAGGUGGAGGAGCCAAGAAAAGGGAUUUUUAGGACUUUUAAAUUAAAUGGUUUUUUUUGUUUUUUUUUGAGAAAUCCAAGGUAGCGGCCUGUGAAAAAUAAUUUUUAUCAUUUUUCUUUACAUUAUAUCUGGUCUAUACUAUGAACUGCUUUUAUAUGAAUUUCACUCCGGAAAAAUAUUGAGGCUUCAGUGUGAGAUUGAUUUAUACAGCAAUAUAAUAUAAAACAGCUAUGAUUUUACCCACAGUUUUUUUUUACCUGUCAGUGCACAAAACAUUCUAUAAUAUGCGUCUUGAAGUUCUCAUAACUUCUUUGUGCAGAUGGUGAGCUGCACAUGGGUUCCACAUGUGUUUUUUUGGGACCAUUUGAUGGUUUUUAAACUGCUCUGGCACCUUUUGUCUUGUUUUUUUUUUAUCUGUUUAUUUCUUCUUACACAUUUUUGGUUUUUGUUUACAAUAAUGUAAUUGAGGUGAAUAUUUAUGAAUCUACAAGAUUAUUAAGAUGGUUGUUUUCUACUGUAUAACAGUUGAUUGAAAUGAGUUUUGAAUUAAUGUUUUGAAUACAGAAAUGUCAUUUCAUUUUAAUGACCUUGAGGUGUUUCUCCCAUCCCCGGUGUUGCUUAAAGGGGCUGUAUGUAAAAUGUAAAAUAUAUUUGACUCUACCAAAGCGUUACAAUACAAUAUUUAAGAAACAUGCUAAGUUAACAUUAUUAGUUUAUCUGAACAGCAAUGCUACAGUCAUUCUCCUUUGAAAAUGUGUGUUCAGGGCCGGAAUGUCUGUCUCUGUUUUGGAUUGUGAACCCUCUCCAAUAUUUUGAAUUUGGCCUGUAAUACCUAGUUCAACCACUCAGUGUCAAUCCUACAUGCAGCACCUUUAAAUUAAUGAAGGCGUUUAAAAUGACUUACAUGAACUGGAAGACGCAAGGGUUUGAGACACUCUAAGCAAGCAGUGUUCAUGUUCUCCAUAUUAUACUACUUGGAUAUCAGAAAACCACAUUUUAUAUUCUAAUCAACUGUCAUUCAUGUGCUUCAAGUUAUAUGGGUUUGUUUACUCAGUCUUGUAAACAAAGUAAACAAGUAAACAAAUUUGGCUGUUGUAAAUUUAGAUACCAGAUAAAAAUUUUGUUGUUCAAUAAAUUUUUAUAUUUUGAUACAGCAA